AUGUUGCCAAAGUGUAUCUUGUCCAUUUACAUCAUCUCCUGUGUGCUCCUACUACUCUCCUGGAAAAUCGGAGAUGUGAAUGGUCAGCUACCAAGGAGAGGAAAUGUAAAUGAACUCAUAAGACGGUUCGAGAAUCAAAGCACAGAAGACAGACAACAAAGAGAUUCGAAUGAAAAUAAAUCGUUCGAAAGUGGUUCACAAGGGAUAGAACACCCUUUAAAUAAAGGACAAAACACUACUAUCUAUGAAGAACCGCAGCCAGGACAAUCAUAUGAGCCCGCACGUAGAAGCAGCUCUUUUCCCACACAGAAAAGUUCACUCAACGUAGAUGACUAUUCGGACGAUGUUUCUGACGAGGACAAUGACUACGCUAGUAACACUCGAAAUGACUACAAACGUGACCAUCGAAUCGGUCAGCAGCAUCAGCGUGGCAACCGGGAUGGCUUCCCGGAUGAGGAACCCCCUCGAAGAGAGGAAGGUGGGAGAAUGACCCCAAAGGGUAAUACUUACUUAGGUAAUGAUUUCGAACAUUUCAACAAAAGAUUAGGACUCAGCAUGGACGACUACAUGAGUGAUACAGAGGACGAUUCGUUCGACAGCUCAGAUAAUAGUAGUGACCUCCCACGUAACAAAUUGAAUGCACACGAUACUGACAGUUCCUCCAUUUAUGAAGACAUUCAAUUUGUAAGACAUAGAGACAAUAGACAGCCAAAUGAUGAUGUUCAAUUUUCAAGGACGGAUGGAAGACGAAAUGCUAUGUAUAAUAGGAGUGACAAUGGUGCAGAAGAAUCACCCCCCCGUGAAAGUAAAAGAGUGAAUAAUUUGAGCAGUGAUGUGUAUGACUAUGCGUAUGGAAGGAAUGGCUCAAAUAUGUCAGAACCUGCCAAUCUUUAUUCCUACCCAGAGGACGACAUCAGCCAACGAACAAUACCUCCAAUAGAAAACAGAAAAUCAAGGAAUCGCUCAAGUUCCCCUCUACAGGACGAUUAUAGCAUACCUUCAGACACCUACAGAAAUAGUUAUGACUCGGAGGAUCACAUUUACAGUGUAAUCCCCGGAGAGGAGCAAUACGAGGAUGAAAUAAAUCAAAGAAGAACGAGACAAGGGUACAGUUCGCUUGGUAAUGGCGCACGCCCGGAUCGUAAUGAAAUAUUGCCAGUCAGAGGUAUUAAAAAAUCCGCAUCGUCCUAUCAUCCAGAGGGCAGAGAAAGUAAGACGGAUGGUUCUUUGAAAAAAGUUAGGAAAAAUAAUAAGGAGGACUCUUCUACAGUAAUGCACACGCAGCAGGGUUCGAAAAAUGACAGGAACGUUUCGAAGCCACUCAGUAUAAUCACCCUGUUUAGCACCUACCAGAGGAACCUUUUUCUGAAUAAGUAUAGCAAAUCGUCUGGAAAGGUCGGUGGAAAUGUCAAUGCCAAUGGUAGAACUGGCGUAAAAAGGCUUUUUUCCUUUUCACGAAGUGGGAAGGACAGUGGACUGUCCAUAAUGGGCGAGUUACAAACGGCUGUGGAACAAUGUAUAGUCAAAAAUAGUAAUAAACUAAGCAGGCUCGUGCUUAUGAAGAACUUAGCUUUUAACGAUUCAAAAUUGUUGGAGAAUUAUGAAUACGCUGUUUCCUACAUUCGCAAUAAUUGCAACAAUGGCAGCGCUACCUGUUUAGACAUCAGGCCCAUGGUAUAUAGGGAGGACGACCCGGACGCAUCCAGCAUAGUCACUUCAUUACCUAACAUAUACAUUUUGAGUACCUAUGAGUUUCUUCUAACGAAUUUGAGAAUGUGUGGGCCGUUAAGAACGAUGGUAAAGAAUAGGGUAAAGGAGAAUAAGCUGACCCCAACGGACAUCGUCCUACUACUGUCUGGCGCGUACUUUAAAAGUUGGAUGAACAACACUUUAGUUAAACACUUGAUAUCCUUCCUUAAGACGAAGAGAGUAGUGUACCUGGAGAAGUAUUUCCUCGCGGUUUUGAUUUCCCUUUCCUCCUUCAUCAAGCCCGCACUGAAAAUUUACUUUGGUGAGCGUUACGCCAAAGUAAGUGCGCAUAACCUAGAUGCUGAAGUGAAUAAAAUGAUCCCUGAAAUGUUGGGUGCGGCCCUCCGCUGGACUCAGGCAUUCCAAGAGAAGUUCUCAGACGAAAGCAAUAGGAUCCUCCUGAACGUGCACAAGACGUUAGCCUCUUAUUCUAAAGAAAGAAAUGGGAGAUUGUCCAGAAAGUUCAGGACCUUGGAGGCACUCCUGCUUAGGCAAAAGGUGGCUAGCGACGUGGUGAGUAACCAAGACGAAGGGUAUAGGCACCUAAUCCAGCAAAUUCUCAAGUAUGUGCGGAAUGUGCACUCCACCGUUUUUGAGUAA
Messenger RNA from Plasmodium knowlesi strain H, 2349 nucleotides. RefSeq names its product conserved Plasmodium protein, unknown function. Lineage: Eukaryota; Apicomplexa; Aconoidasida; Haemosporida; Plasmodiidae. The record is from RefSeq and is a predicted model, not a curated record. The transcript has a single exon. Bases 1 to 2349 code for a protein of 782 amino acids.